This is a messenger RNA of Hippoglossus stenolepis (Pacific halibut), 961 nucleotides long. RefSeq names its product neurogenin 1 (gene neurog1). Bases 19 to 609 code for a protein of 196 amino acids. The record is from RefSeq and is a predicted model, not a curated record. NCBI's taxonomy places the organism in Eukaryota, Metazoa, Chordata, Actinopteri, Pleuronectiformes, Pleuronectidae. Gene Ontology annotation, molecular function: protein dimerization activity. The transcript has a single exon.
UCUCUGUCUCAGAUACUAAUGGACUGUCUGUCUCUGUCUCAGAUCACCAUGGACUUCUUCCCUCACACCGAUGACGAGGACUCCCGCAGCAGUCUCGGGUGCUCGUCCCCGGAGCAGCCGCAGAAGAAGCGGCGGCGCGGGCGCGGCGGAGCCCCGGUGCCGGUGGUGAAGAAGAACCGGCGGGUGAAGGCCAACGACCGGGAGAGGAACCGGAUGCACAACCUGAACGACGCGCUGGAGGCGCUGCGGGGGGUCCUGCCCGCCAUGCCCGACGAGACCAAACUCACCAAGAUCGAGACUCUGCGUUUCGCGCACAACUACAUCUGGGCUCUGUCGGAGACCAUCCGCAUCGCAGACCUGGGGAGGACCGGGGACAUCUCGCUGCUGCUGAACCCGGCCCGCCUCAGCGGAGCCCCGAGCCCCGGCAGCGACUCCUGCUCCUGGAGCUCCAGCGGCUCCAGCGGCUCCAGCGGCUCCAGCGGCUCCUCGUCCUCCUCCUCCCCGCCUUACUGCGCCUCCAGCCCGGGCAGCCCCGUCGCGCAGGACUGCGGCUUCCUGCAGCAGGACCCAGUGUUCGGCUUCCGUAGCCUCGUACCGGGCAUCUACUGAGGAAGAGGAGGAAGAGGCCCCGCAGACUCUUCAUCAUCACACGGCAGAGAGACAUGAGACAGGAGACACCUGUUGCCUUACAGCCGCUCGUGUCUCUGAGGACAAAUGAAAGAGUUCAUUUCUGUGUGAUUUAGUUAAUUUUGUGUUUUUCUUCAGAAGCUUCGCACUUUUUGUCUCCAGGUUUUUACUCAGAACUUUUAGUGUGAAAAUCCAAGACUCAAUUUAUUUAUUCCACUCGACUCGUUUUGUUUGGUCACUUGAUGAAAUUUGUAUUUUGUACAUAAAGAGAUUUUUAUUCUAUUUACUAUUUGCUUUUUUACAAAAUAAAUAAAGUUAUAACGUUUCUAUAAAA